UCGAAAGUCCUGCAGCUGAUCAAGAGAGUGAAGCUGCGAAGGGAACUCAAUGACAAUGUUCAUGUUUUCCUCAAAUGUAUUGAAAGGUCCAGAACCUACAAUCUUCUCCGCACUGUAGUUGUUUUUUCUUUCAAACCUCCCACGAAUAAUAAUGUCUGAAUUGAAGUCUCUUUCUGGCCCGGAUGCUUUCGUAGUUGAAGAUAACGAUGCCAUUCAAAAUGCAAGCGCCUCCAGCAAAAGAAAGGCCAGGAAACAGGACAAGAAGCUUGGCCGAAAGCAGGCACAGUACCGAAAGGUUUUGGGCGAACUGGGAGUGGAGUUUUCUGCUGACAAUACGCCAUACUUGUUCGUGGCCAACGGCGGAUUGGACAACGGCGUUGACAGGGAAUCCCUAGUCACCUUGUUCUCCAAGUAUGGUGUUCUUCAGCGAGUUGUAAUGCAGAAGCACAAGGCUUACGCCCUGGUAGAGUUCUGUGAUGCGCGCAGUGCGCAACGUGCAUGUGUAGAGUUGAACGGAGUCGUGAUGGACGUGGCCACUAUGUCGUCUCGGUCGCCUCUCUACCUCCUGGCCAUGUCCGCAAUGCCACGGCACGGCGAGUGCGAGGCGGCUGACGGCGGUGCAGAGUUCUUCGCCAGCCGUCCGCCUGGACUGCACAUCCUGCCAGAGUUCAUCAGUGAGGACGAGGAGCGCCGACUCGCGGAGUUCUUCGGCACGGACAUUGUGGAGGCUGAGCCGUCAGAAGGCAACAGUGCCAGUAGUGGAUGCAGCAGCAGCGCUGGCUGUGCGACUAGAGUAAAAGCAACGUGCACGGAAAGCAACAGCAGCAGUGCAAGUCACGUUUACCCGGAUUCCCCUCUCCAAACCCCCUCCGGUGAGACACUCAGCAGUGAAAAGGCCGAUGGUGGUGUCGCGGAUGGCUGCCACUCGGUUCAGGGCAGCCUGAAGCAUCGGCGGGUGCGGCAUUACGGGUACGAGUUUCGCUACGGUUCGAACGACGUUGACGCGUCUCGGCCGCUGGAUAAUCACCCAGGUUCGGUCAGCGGCCUGCCGAGAUUGCUGGAUGAUGUGCUACGUCGUAUGACAAAGUCUGAUGCAUCGUCGACUGGCAAGCCGAUUGUGUGUGCAUUUCCUGACCAGCUGACUGUCAACGAUUAUCAGCCUGGGCAAGGAAUUCCACCUCACGUUGACACAAGUUGGGCAUUUGAAGAUUCAAUCAUCUCUCUGAGUUUGCUAUCAUCGGUUGUCAUGGAGUUUCGCCAUGCCGACGGUCGCUGGGUCCCCGUGUGGUUGCCGCGCCGAUCCCUCCUGGUGAUGUCGGGCGAGUCUCGCUACAACUGGUCACAUGGCAUCACUCCACGCAAAGUGGACUGCAUUCCAGCAUCAUUACUCACUAACAACCCAGGUUCUAGUGCCACAGAAUGUUCUGCUACAAGUAGCCCUUCUCAAGCUGGAUUCGGUGGUCUCACACUUGUGCCGAGAGAUCGCAGAAUAUCACUGACAUUCCGCAAGAUCAUCAAGGACCCCCAGCGUCCGACCAAUACGGAGUCCAGUGCUGAUCGAUCUAACAGUUCGUCCACUCAGUCACAGUUUCAAGUUCCAACGAGUGACAAGGAGGCGGCUGAAAUGGAAACCAAGCACGUGUAUGAGGUGUAUGACUGUAUUGCGUCACAUUUCAGUUCCACCCGUCAUACGCCUUGGCCAAGAGUUGUGGACUUCCUGAGCACCGUGGCUCCUGGCUCUUUUGUCCUUGAUGUUGGUUGUGGCAAUGGCAAGUAUAUGAACGUGAACCCCAGCACAGUAUCGAUCGGCUGUGAUCGAAGUAUUGGCUUGACGAAAAUUGCUUAUGAGCGAGAUCUGAAUGUUGCAGUGGCUGACAUUCUGAAUCUCCCGUACCGUGAAGGUUUCUUUGACGCCUGCAUCUGCAUAGCUGUCGUACAUCAUCUAGUGACACGGGAGAGACGUCUGAAUGCACUGCGACAGCUGCUGCGUGUCACCCGACCGGGCGGUCGUGUGCUGGUGUACGUCUGGGCACAAGAGCAGGAGAAGUCGGCGACCAAGGGACGCAAGAAGAAGGAGCCCAGUCUAAACGCUGAUGUUGUUGGCAAUGGUUGUAGUGACAAGAAGGGAGCAGCUCAUGGCCAUGCAGGCAUCGGCACUGAAGCCGACAAACGCGAGGCGCAACGGACCAAUUUCCAACAGCAGGACGUUCUCGUGCCGUGGAAGUUUGCCGAGCCGGGCAAGAAGAAACCAAAGUCUGGUGAUGCCAAGGAGAAGAGUCGAACAUCGUCUUGCUCGUCUGCAGGCAACGGCUCGGACGUAGCCGCCUCGUCAAACAGCUCUGCUCCUGGUGAGACGUCUGUGAUCACCUCUGAUAGUGCUUCGACUGCUGACGGUUCCGUAACAGCUGAUGCUGCCGAAGCUGGUGGUAGUGCUGCGGCGGCAGGGCAGUCCGGCGAGGUCUACCAGCGCUUCUACCACGUGUUUGUGCGCAGUGAGCUGCGGGAGCUGUGCGACGAGCUGUUGACUGUGGCCACGCUGGCCGAUUACUACCACGACAAGGGAAACUGGUGUGCUGUGCUGGAGAAGAGAUGAGUUCUAGUCUCAUGCUGUACAAGUAGAUGAAUACUGAGACCCAGUAGGGCAGUACAUCGUGUGUGUGAUUGCUGCACACAGAAUGGCUUGGGGAUCAAUGGAGCUGCCGCUCAGAUUUGUCUAGGAAAUGCCCCGGGAUUUCACCACGGAAAGCUCAUGCCUGGGCAAGCAGCCAUGCCACCACCGCAGAUCGAUUGAAGUGACUAUACCGACCAUGGGACAAAGAGUUGCCCUGGGUUGCUUGGCUCUCACUCGGGAUCCCAGCCACGUGGUUAGAACUUGCAGUGACUACGUGUAGUGUCAGCAAUACCACCGGUGGGUAUGACCGGCCUAGCUGCACAGCACUGCAUAGCGUAUACUAGCUGCCUGCACUCGGUAUACUGUGCAGUGCCAGGCAUGUGUGUUGCUUACGCCAGUGUCUCUGCUAGUGCUAGUGCUACACCUGUAUGCAUGCGCCCAGCAUGUGCAUCCGUGUAUGCGUGUACCCAUGCAUGUCGAUCCGUGCGCCUAUCGGGUGUCGGCGCCUGACGGUACAGCAUGCCCUAUACAGCAUGCCUAUACAGCAUGUCCUAUACAGCAUGACUGGAUCCAGACAUGGAGAAUGUUGGCUAAGGUCCCAGUCCAACCGAGUCCGUAUAAUAGUACUGUGCCAAACGUGCCAUGCAGAUAGUGAGCCAGCGCAUCAGUGGAUCAGUGGAUCAGUGGAUCAGUGGAUCAGUGGAUGGCUCGAGUCACAAUACCCAACCGCCAAGGGACUAGUAAUGUGCGACUAUGCACUCGUCAUGAUUUCCUCACCUUCUACUGCUUCAGACGUGUCGACGAGAUCUGCUGCACAUCCGCAUUUCCGCAGCCGAAUAAAGCUGUGGCAAGUGAAAUCCAGCCGCGGGAAUACAACCAGUCCAGUGACUGCACAACCCAAGCACUGUGAACAGUGGACUGUGCUGUGUACCACGGUUCGGCUCUACCCAUGGGGUUGGAUUUCAUUUGCCACCACCUCCAUACUAGCCAGCAUCUGUUCUAAACUGUUGGGCGUGGUAUGUAGGAACGUAGCUACCUGCAGAUUCUUCACUGCUAAGAUACCACUCUGGUAUUUGCGGCUUGCACACUGCUGCUCUCUGGUGUGCAGUGAUGCAUUGUGCAAGGAUUGCGCAAUCAGUGUUGUACGUGUUGGUCUAGGCCAGGAUGCUGCACGGGCAUGAUCGUGUUGGUCAAGGUCAGGAUGCUGCACGGGCAUGAUAGUGUGUGGGUCUUCACUCCUCUACUAAUAUUACUAUGAGAGUUCACCCACCUCACGACAAGCGUAUACAAAAUUAAAAAAUGAUAUGCCUGAUCCUCAUGUCGCUGUACCUGCAUGUGUGGCUGGUCACCACUUGACCAUGACAGUAAACCUCCUCAUCACGACCUCAAUCGUAUAAAAAAUGAUAUGCGCCUGCUCCUGUGUCGGCGGUGUAGCCAACUCCCACAAGAAGCUGGAGCUCCACAGCUGCAGGCAGAUGCCCUGUUGAAUAUACCAUUGUUCUGGUGUGUUCAACAUUGUAUGCCGUUUCCCACCCCAUUU
This is a messenger RNA of Sycon ciliatum, 4151 nucleotides long. Its product is annotated as alkylated DNA repair protein alkB homolog 8-like. NCBI's taxonomy places the organism in Eukaryota, Metazoa, Porifera, Calcarea, Leucosolenida, Sycettidae. The transcript has 9 exons. The record is from RefSeq and is a predicted model, not a curated record. Gene Ontology annotation, biological process: tRNA wobble uridine modification; tRNA methylation. Bases 152 to 2593 code for a protein of 813 amino acids. Gene Ontology annotation, cellular component: cytoplasm; nucleus. Gene Ontology annotation, molecular function: S-adenosylmethionine-dependent methyltransferase activity; tRNA (5-carboxymethyluridine(34)-5-O)-methyltransferase activity; tRNA binding.